CAAAAGAAGAAAAUAAAAAUAAUAUUAUUAUUAUUAAAAAUCAAAAGCAAUUAUCACCAAAUAUAAAACAAAGAUCCGCUCCUUCACGUAAAUAUCCUCUCGUUAAUUUAACUACAAAAAAUAAAAAUGAGGUCCUCACAUUUUGUCAAGAAAAUUCAUUUGGUGAAAAAGAAAAGUUAAACAACAAUUUAAUACACGAAAAUAUGGAAAGGGCAGAGGCUGAAUUAUUACUUGGUGCCAUGCCUUUAGGUUCUCAUUUACUUAGAAGAAGACCGGACAGAAGUUUAGCAUUAUCACUUAAAGCAAAUGAAGGUGUAUUGCACAUCAAAUUAGAAUAUCGCUGCGACCGUUGGGUACUUGGAGAAGGACCUCGUUUUAAUUCAGUUGUUGAAAUGUUGAAGGCCUAUCGUCGUGUUGAAUUGCCAGUUAGAGGUGCUGAGCAAAUUCGUCUUACAAUUCUUUUCCGACCGGGGGAUAUGCCAGGAAGGGGGUUAUUAUUGCUCUAA
This is a messenger RNA of Meloidogyne enterolobii, 506 nucleotides long. The record is from the annotation of a GenBank genome assembly. Lineage: Eukaryota; Metazoa; Nematoda; Chromadorea; Rhabditida; Meloidogynidae.